UUUCAAUGCAACAUUUUUUGAAUAUGUGCUUACCAAAUAUUAUUCUAAACGGCCCAGGCAACAUUUUGAAUAUCUUGUUACCUUAAAUUCUCAAAAUAAUCCUAUUUAUAUGCUUCCCACAUAGGCCAGUUACUAUCACUCCCCAAAAAUGAAAUCCAUUGUUAUUUUCAUUUUCUCUAGCUUAUUGCUUGUUAGUUUUCCGUCAAUCGUUAACGGCGGUUGGCUCAAUGCGCAUGCCACAUUCUACGACGACGGCACAAUGGGUGGUGCUUGUGGGUAUGGGAAUGUGUAUCGUCAAGGGUAUGGUACAAACAAUGUAGCAUUAAGUAGCGCUUUGUUCAACGAUGGUUUGAGUUGUGGGGCAUGUUUUCAAAUCAUGUGUGUUAAUGAUCGUCAAUGGUGUUUACCGGGUUCCAUUGUUGUCACCGCCACCAACUUCUGCCCACCGAACCCCGCCUUACCUAGCGAGAAAGGCGGCUGGUGCAACCCUCCUCUACGUCAUUUUGAUCUAUCUCAACCUGCCUUCUUACGCAUUGCUCAGUACAAAGCUGGAAUUGUUCCUGUUGCUUAUAGAAGGGUACCCUGCGUGAGAAGGGGUGGAAUUAGGUUCCAAAUGAACGGACACUCCUACUUCAAUUUGGUGUUAAUUACAAAUGUGGGUGGUGCUGGUGACGUGCACGCGGUGGCAAUUAAAGGGUCAAGAACAGGAUGGCAACAAAUGAAACAAAACUGGGGGCAAAACUGGCAAUCCGACACUUAUUUUAACGGGCAGUCUCUAUCUUUUAGGGUCACCACAAGUGAUGGUCGGACUGUGGUGUCCAACAAUGUUGUCCCCGCUAAUUGGUCUUUCGGGCAGACCUUCAGCGGUUCCCAAUUUCGUUGA
Messenger RNA from Helianthus annuus (common sunflower), 883 nucleotides. RefSeq names its product expansin-A1. The transcript has 3 exons. NCBI's taxonomy places the organism in Eukaryota, Viridiplantae, Streptophyta, Magnoliopsida, Asterales, Asteraceae. Gene Ontology annotation, cellular component: extracellular region. The record is from RefSeq and is a predicted model, not a curated record. The coding region runs from base 149 to 883 and encodes 244 amino acids. Gene Ontology annotation, biological process: plant-type cell wall organization.